AUGAAUACCCCACCGACUCGUCGCAAAACAGUCACCCCUUCUCCAUUAUCUCAGUCUACAUCCGCACUACACACACAAACAUCUGAACCGAACAUCACCCGUAAACUCAGCAAACGCCGAAAACCCGUGCUCGGCAACCUCUUCGGCGGUCAGGACUCGUUGCAAGUGCCGGAUACAUCUGCGCGUCGUCACUCCACUCUCUCUCCCAACUCCGUCCCUAAUGCAUCCACUGUAGCGCUAUCAACCCAUUCUUCAUCCAAGAAGGAACGACGAACAAGUGUCCUAGGUCGACUGGUGAGGAAGUUCAGCAUCUUGACGAAGUCUACUCAAGAUCCGGGACCGACCAUCAGUGAAAGAGUAGAGGAUGAGCCACAUGAAGCUGCAGCGCCUUCUGAGCCCCGUCGCUCCUUUUUUUCCCAACGUCAGCCUUCACCAGAGAAGCUGUCAAUGGAGAAAAAGAAUUCGGAUCCAUCCAAGCGCGUACCCCCGCCACGGAUAGAUAUUGACUUGAUGUCACAGAUACCUGACAGGUCGGGACCUUCGAUAGAGCUAGAGCGCGAGAUUCCCGACCAUCGCUCGUCUAUCUCGUUAGAGGUUCCGUUUUCGCCUGGAAGGUUAACGAUAGCAAACCCAGAUUCGCCGAGUUCUGGAGGGAAUACGCCAAUCAGACAAAGCAUUGCGUUGCCGCCUUUGGACCUGCCACACAUAGAUGUUUCACCGCUGCUACAGCCUGUGCAACCACGUCACGAUCGGAAUACGAGCAAGGAGUCGGUGGCUCAGCCCAGUGGCAAGACAUCGCCCGUGAAACGCACGAGCCCCGCGCCCGCUCCUACACCUUCUGUUCCUAGCGUGGUCCGAUCUCCCCCACAGGCGGCGAGUGUUCAGUCACCUCCUCCAUCCAUCUAUAUUCGUUCUCCGUCUGCUCCCUCGUUGUCGUCAAUAGGUGCGCCCUCAUUGUUGACCGCGCCCGCGGCAGCCCCAGAGGUUAGAACGUUCCAUGCUUACUCCACCGCCACCGCCGCCAUCAUAUCAACGACGGAUGACUCACCCUUGUCCAAGGCAUCAGUCCUGGUCAACCCACCCACACCACACAAUCCCGACGAGUUACACCCAGACCUUCCAUCUGAGAUGCCCCCGAUCGAGAGGGUGCCGAGCAGGGCACCCUCACGGGAGAAUUCUCCCGUCAAAAAGGGCGAUGGGGAAGUACGCGUGGCAAAGUCUAACUCUUCGACGAGCCGGAAGACGGAGACGUUCAGGCUGAUGCGGAACCCAUCUGACAAGGUUACAUCGUCUGCGGAUACUAUCACCGCUGAGGGUGAGCACUGGACUGUUGUCAAUUCUUCUGACGCCCCUCGCCGGAGGCGAACAAAGGAGAAGCCCGUAGAGAAGAGCGAGAGGGUGGAAAGGGUAGAGAAGCCAUCGUCGCGGUCUUCGACGAAGGACCGUGAGAGUAGUAGAAGGGAUCAGCGAAGGCAGGAUAAGGUAGCUCAAGAAGCAGCAGAGAACCAGGCACGUGCGACUAGUAGUAGUCAAGGUCGGACGAAGCGGACAAAACCAGAAACAAUCGACUCCAGCUCCCUCUCGGGACGUCCUUCGCGAGCCCGUAGUCUCGACACCACCUCUCGUACGAGUGUUGGGCAGCCGAUGGUUUUCACGCUUCAAGGUGAUCCACCUCGUCAACGCAAGAGCGAUGACCGGCCACGCGAAUCGCACCACCCAAAGCCCAUCCGACCUGGUCCGAAUCCUAUUUCUGGUAUCGCGCGUGUCGAACGCCUGCCCUCAAACGCAAACCGUCCAACCUCCGAACUACCAUCUGCUGCAGACAUCAAUGCCCUUCGCGCACGCGAGGCAUGGGAAAUGGAACGCUUAUGGAAAGGAAGAAGCAUGCAUCACCAGGAGUCCAACGUGAUUGCCUCGCCACCCAGUCGUGAUUCACGGCAGGUCAACGGAGACUUCAGAGUAGAUGGUGCCGGGCACGGUUCGAGUCACACGUCGUACCUCGUUCAGCCGCUCCAAGCACAUCCCAUGCCUGCGAGCGUGUUUUAUGCCAACAUGCCAUCUGCGCCUCCCCCAAUCAUCUAUACUGCUUCUUCUCCGUAUGGACAGAUGCUUCAUCAGGCUUCCCACCAGUCUGCGUACCGAUCCCUACCCAACUCUUUCAUGUUUCCUUCUACAGAGUCUCCGGCAGAUCCUCCGUCUCGCCAGAACCCUCUACCACGCCCCCCACGUGAAUCAGACUAUCAACCCGCGCACUUGUCAACGCUUGCAGAUCGAGGCAGUGGAGCUUCCUCGGAUUAUUGGACGAACAAGUACCCACCAGUGCCCUCACAUUGA
Molecule: messenger RNA, 2334 nt
Organism: Suillus clintonianus
Lineage: Eukaryota; Fungi; Basidiomycota; Agaricomycetes; Boletales; Suillaceae
Exons: 1
Coding region: 1-2334 (777 amino acids)
Source: RefSeq, a predicted model, not a curated record